Paramecium octaurelia is the source of this 3198-nucleotide messenger RNA. Lineage: Eukaryota; Ciliophora; Oligohymenophorea; Peniculida; Parameciidae. The record is from the annotation of a GenBank genome assembly.
AUGAACUCAUAAAACGACCAAGAAAAGUAGGGCUCAGAUGAACAAGGAUUGGGAGAAGUGUUUGUGCCAGCAUAGGUUGUGAAUAACUUUAAUCAAAUGGUUGCUGAUCCUCAACCUGUAUUUACUCUAUUGAUAAUAGUUAUAGUUUCCAUCUGAUAGGUCAGCUAAGCCUACUUUAGAGAAUAAUCUUCAGAAUUAAGCUCCACUGGUAAAUAGAUGGAUAUAUAUAGUUAACUGAUAAAUAGCAAGCGUAACCAUUAAUUAAAAAGGUUGAUCCUGGUUCUGAAGAAAUAAAAAAGAUUCCAAAAGCAAGAAAGGAAUCUGCUAAUCAUAGUUAAGAUGAUGUCUCAGUUAAAAGUUCAGGAGGAGCCAAAUCUCCUCAUUAAUGUACCAUUUUGCUAUAAUUAAUCAGAAGCCCAAUAGAAACGCAUUAAAAGGAUGAACAGCAGAGUCAAGAGUCGACAUUCUCAAUAAAAACAACAAUCGGAUUUCUCAAAAAGUAUAAUGAAAAUCACAGAAAACACAAUCUUCUCAAUAAUCAUGGCAAUCGUCACUAUUUAUGCUUUAUUUGGAGAUGAUAUUCGAAUUUUAUCAGUAGAUAAGUAGGGAGAUGAUGUAUUCUUUGUUCUAACCGUGAUAUGCAUGGUUGCAUUUAUUGUCGAAAUUACACUUACAAGUAUCGCUAAACCAGACUACAUUCUGAAUGUAAAUAUAAAACAAAUUUUAGUUUUAUUUUAUUUUAGAUGUUAUAUCAACCUUAACGAUGAUAUUAGAUUUAGGUUGGAUAACAGAUACUUGGUAUUCUGGAGAUUUAACAAGUGCAUCUCAAAUUAAAUCUAUUGGAACUGCUUCCAGAGCAGCAAGAAAAGCAGCAAGAGUUAUUAGAGUUAUAAGACUUGUGAGAUUGGUUAAACUAUAUAAACAUGCUCGCUAAUAAAUGGAAAGAGAAUAGUAAAGAAAAUUACUUUAAGAUUUAUUAAGAUAAGCAUAAUAAAGUAAGAGUUCAGAUUAACACCAAUAAUAAUAGUAAUAAUAAUAAUAAUAAUAAUAAUAAUAAUAGUAGUAAAAUUUAUCAAUCUAAUAAAUUAUACCUUAAAAUGAUGAAUCCAGAAAUAAUUCACAAAAUGAAAUUGAAGUUGCCAAGACACCAGAUAGAAACUCUACUUCUUAAGUAAGAACCUCUUAAACUUCAUCGUAAGCAGAAAACCAAAUAAAGGAAUCUAUCGUAGGAGCUUAAUUAUCAGAUCUUGUUAUGAGAAGAGUGAUUACUAUUAUUUUAGCCAUUCUAAUAAGUAUUCCUGUUCUCUCCUUAGAUACUUAUUAAGAAACGAUCAGCAGUUAUGAUUCUGGAAUUUACAGAAUCUAUUAAUUUAAAGAUAAUCAAGAAAUAAUGAAAUCUCUUUUGUAUUAAUAUGCUCAAUUCCAUGUAGGAGAAAUUUACCCGAUAUAUAGUGUUGAUGUUAACUUAAAAGGAAAUGGCAAUACAAAUCUUGAUGAAUGGAAUUACAAUACUAAUCCAGAAAUUUUCGAAGUUCCUGCUUAUGAAACAAAAGACUAAUAUAGAUUUUCUGAUUUACAAUAUUAUGUCAAAUCUGAUGGAUCAGAUCUACAGACAUAUGCUGCGGCUGAUUUGGUAGCCUAUAAUCAAACUAAUGCUAUUUUGUCAAUAUUUUAAACCGUCUUUGUAUGCAUAGUCUUAGCAGUCUCAGCUUUAAUGUUCAAUAAAGAUGUGUCUGAUUUAGUGAUAGAUCCUAUAGAAGCAAUGAUGUAGAAAAUAGAAAUGAUAGCAGCAAAUCCACUUGAAGCAGUUAAUAUAGAAGAAUAAGAAGAUUUAAUAAUGGAGGAAUUGGAGAAAUCUUAGGACGUGGAGAAACUGAAAUAGAAAGAAAUAGAGAAACAUAUGGAAACUUAUGUUCUCCAAAGAUUAAUAAUGAAAGUAGGUGCUUUGCUAGCUGUUGGUUUUGGUGAAGCAGGUUCUGAGAUUAUAGCUGAAAACAUUAAAAAGGGUGGCAGUGUAGAUCCCAUGAUUCCAGGUAAGAAGAUAUUGGCAAUCUUUGGAUUUUGUGAUAUUAGAAAUUUCACUGAUGUAAUAUAAAAUAGUUAACAAUAUAGGCCACUGAAGUAUUAUAAUAAGGAGUAAUGGUUUUCGUGAAUGAAAUUGCCGAGAUCGUUCAUUCAACAGUUGAUUCCAUGAGUGGAUCUGCUAAUAAAAAUAUUGGUGAUGCUUUCUUGCUCGUUUGGAAGUAUUCACCCAAUGAUUAUCAUCCUGAUCCUGACAAUCCUAGAAACCUGAAAUUAAAAACAGAAAAAUACAUUAAGUAAAAGGGAGAUAUGGCUGUGAUGGCAUUUCUCAAGAUUAUAACAGCAAUCUCUAUCUCCAAAAAAUUGGAGAAGUAUAAGAAACAUGAGGGACUUAAUGCUAGAAUGAAAGACUAUUCUGUGAAAAUGGGUUUUGGAUUACACAUGGGUUGGGGAAUCGAAGGAGCAAUUGGAUCUGGAUUUAAAAUUGAUGCUUCAUAUCUUAGUCCAAAUGUUAAUAUGGCAUCAAGAUUGGAGGCAGCAACAAAGCAAUUCGGAGCCCUUAUUCUCGUUAGUGGUAUUCUAAAGUAAUAUUUGACUGAUGAAUGUUAAAAGCAGAUGAGAAUGAUUGAUAUUGUUACUGUGAAAGGAAGUAUUGUUCCUUUAGGUAUGAUAUCAUAUUAUUUUAAGAACUGCAUACAGUGGAUAUGUCUAUUAAAAAUUUGUAAGCCAAAAUCAAGUCUCUAAGAGAUAAAUUUGAUGUUUCUUAGAUGACUUAAAAAGAAUCAAAGAAAUUUAGAGUUGUGAAUAGAUUCAAGAGAGAUUAACAGAUGAAACAAGUGAUGAACAAUUAAAUUAAUAUUACUGAUCUCUUUGAAAAGGAUGACGAAUUGUCAGCUGCUAGAGAACCAUACACUUAAGUACAAAUAUUCUUUGUGAUUUUAUUAUAGUAAUUCUAUGAGACUUGGAAGUAGGGAUUUGAUUAAUACAUUAAAGGAAAUUGGGCAGAAGCAUAAUCCAUAUUCUAAAAAACCUUGGUAAUUCAAAAAAUUUAUAGUUUAGACUAUGAUACCUGAACAUAAGGAUGGGCCGUCAAAUACUCUUUUAGAGGUUAUUCAUUCGUGUGGUGGAAAAGCUCCCAAAGAUUGGAAAGGUUUUAGAGAGCUUACAGAAAAAUGA